Saprolegnia parasitica CBS 223.65 is the source of this 972-nucleotide messenger RNA. RefSeq lists its product as hypothetical. NCBI's taxonomy places the organism in Eukaryota, Oomycota, Saprolegniomycetes, Saprolegniales, Saprolegniaceae. Bases 1 to 936 code for a protein of 311 amino acids. The record is from RefSeq and is a predicted model, not a curated record. The transcript has 5 exons.
AUGGCGUCCUUCUUCCGUCGCUCGAUGCUCCGCCCGACAGCGCUGCGCUCUGCGGCCCUUGGCCUCUCGGCCAUCACCAGCGUCGCCAUGUGCGAGGCCGAGGCCAAGCCUGCCAAGAAGAUGGAGUUUGUCGGUGUCUUCCUCGACGCCAAGUCGCGCAAGCAGCUCGAGGAGCGCUUUGCUGCCGUCCAUGCCAAGAUCCCGGACCAAAGCACGGUCGUGCUGAAGUACAACCCGACGGCCGACGAGCUCAGCACGUUUGCGCCCAUCAUGGGCCACAACGUCAAGAUCGAAGUGAAGGCGCUCGCGGAAGACGAACAUACGCAGACGGCGGUGGUCGCGGUCUCGACGGAACACGGCGCCGUGCAGUAUGCGGUCGAGUGCCCCCACGUGACGCUCUCGUACUCUGGCGAAGAAGGCUACUCGCAGGCGUACGCCAACGUCCUCUUCGAGCGCCUUCAGAAGACGGGCAGCCUGACGCUUGAGGAGACGGACGAAGGCAUCAACGUCGGUCUCGGCGCUUUUGACGGCGAGCUCGCGGCGUUCGACUCGAAGCUCUUUCCCUUUUACAGUCCGUUCCCGGCGACGUCGGCCAAGAUGACGGUGCUCGACGAGCCGCUCGUGCUUUCGGGCGUCGUGUGCAGCUCGACCGGCUACGACGCCGAGACCGAGUCGUGCGUCGCGACCGAGAUCAAGAAGCCCGAGUGCGGCUUUUGCAAGUUUAUGAAGGCGGGUCCGUGCGGCAAGCAGUUUACGGCCUGGGAGGCCUGCCUCGACGAGUCCAAGGCCAAGGGCGAAGACUUUUUGGAAAAGUGCGGCGGUGUGACGCUCCUCUUGCGCGACUGCGUUGACGCCAACCCCGAGUACUACAGCGUGCUGAACGAGCCGCCCGAGUCGGCCGACGACGACGCCGCUGACGAGUCGGUCGAAGCGUAAACUUCUGAGAUCCAGCAAAAUAGAUACACAUACCCA